Molecule: messenger RNA, 174 nt
Organism: Dentiscutata erythropus
Lineage: Eukaryota; Fungi; Glomeromycota; Glomeromycetes; Diversisporales; Gigasporaceae
Source: the annotation of a GenBank genome assembly
GGUGUUGUUAUCCAUGGAUAUGAGAAGAACGUUCACAGGUCUUCUUACUGUGGCCACGAAGAGCUUUCUAAUUCUCAAGUACAUAACCCGAUUCCUCUUAUGGAACCAGCAGGUGGUACUCUCACCGUAACCUCAAGCGAAAGAACUGCAUUUGUUCUUCAACCAGUUUCACCC